Messenger RNA from Peromyscus eremicus (cactus mouse), 2255 nucleotides. RefSeq names its product dopachrome tautomerase (gene Dct). Gene Ontology annotation, biological process: positive regulation of neuroblast proliferation; melanin biosynthetic process from tyrosine; ventricular zone neuroblast division. Lineage: Eukaryota; Metazoa; Chordata; Mammalia; Rodentia; Cricetidae. Gene Ontology annotation, cellular component: melanosome. Bases 639 to 2012 code for a protein of 457 amino acids. The record is from RefSeq and is a predicted model, not a curated record. Gene Ontology annotation, molecular function: oxidoreductase activity; dopachrome isomerase activity. The transcript has 7 exons.
UUUGCCCUCCUGACACAAAGCCAGACACUUUAUCAGCUUCAUUGUGCACUUAGGGUCAUGUGCUAACAAAGAGGAUUUCUCUAGUUAUAAUCCCCCUAAUGACGGCUUCUCCCAGCCUUCCCCCAAACCCCACCAGGCCCCGUGGCUUGGCAAGCCAGAGAGAAUAAAGGCAGAACGGUGCUUGGCUUUUGAACUGAGUUCAAGGCAAUUAAAGUCAAGGGCUAAGGAGAGAAGGAGGGGGCUUAGGAAGGCAGCAUAAUAAGCAGUAUGGCUGGAGCACUCUAAAUUAACUCAAUUAGACAGAGCCUGAUUUAACGGGGAGAGCUGGCGAGAAGCGCUCCCCUCAUUAAAUUUGAUGUUAGAGGAGCUUCUGCUGAAAUUAAAUUUGUGUUAGUUGUCUGAGUCACAUAAAAUAGCAUGUGCAUGGGCAUGUACGCAUGUGCACACAUGCAGGUUCUGUGAUUCAGGUGGGAAUUUUGAGAGGGGAUUGGAAAGAGUUAGCACUAAAAAACGAAACAAAAUAAAAGAAAAGGAGGUUUGAGUGAGCGAGUGCGCCAGAACCCAGCAGUGAAAGACAAGGGGGAAAACUGGACAGAAAACAGGUGGGAAGCCUAGCCAGGUCUCCCAGUUAAGAAGACAUGGGUUUUGUGCAGUGGGGGCUUCUGCUGGGCUGCCUGGGCUGUGGAAUUCUGCUUGGAGUUCGGGCUCAGUUUCCCCGGGUCUGCAUGACCUUGGAUGGUGUGCUGAACAAAGAGUGCUGCCCGCCUCUGGGCCCCGAGCCGGCCAACAUCUGUGGGUCUCAAGAGGGGCGGGGCCAGUGCACAGAGGUGCAGACAGACACCAGGCCCUGGAGUGGCCCGUAUGUCCUUCGAAACCAGGAUGACCGUGAGCAGUGGCCAAGAAAAUUCUUCAACCGGACGUGCAAGUGCACAGGAAACUUUGCUGGUUAUAAUUGUGGAGGUUGCAAGUUUGGCUGGACCGGCCCCAGUUGUGACCAGAAGAAGCCACCUGUCCUACGGCGGAAUAUCCAUUCCCUGACUCCUCAGGAGAGGGAGCAGUUCCUGAACGCCUUAGACCUGGCGAAGAAGAGUGUCCAUCCAGACUACGUCAUCACCACACAGCACUGGCUGGGACUGCUUGGACCCAACGGAACCCAGCCACAGAUCGCCAACUGCAGCGUGUAUGACUUUUUUGUCUGGCUCCAUUAUUAUUCUGUUCGAGACACAUUAUUAGGUCCAGGACGCCCCUAUAAGGCCAUAGAUUUCUCACACCAAGGGCCUGCAUUUGUCACUUGGCACAGAUACCACUUGUUGUGGCUGGAAAGAGAUCUCCAGAGACUCAUUGGCAAUGAGUCCUUUGCUCUGCCGUACUGGAACUUUGCAACUGGGAAGACUGAAUGUGAUGUAUGCACAGAUGAGCUUCUUGGAGCAGCAAGACAAGAUGACCCAACCCUGAUUAGUCAGAAUUCAAGAUUCUCCACCUGGGAGAUUGUGUGUGACAGGAAUGCUCUGGAAGGUUUUGAUAAAGCCGAUGGCACACUGGACUCUCAAGUCAUGAGCCUUCAUAAUUUGGUUCACUCCUUCCUGAACGGAACGAAUGCUUUGCCACACUCGGCUGCCAAUGAUCCUGUUUUUGUGGUCCUCCACUCCUUCACAGACGCCAUCUUUGAUGAGUGGCUGAAAAGAAACAACCCUCCCACAGAUGCCUGGCCUCAGGAGCUGGCACCCAUUGGUCACAAUCGGAUGUAUAACAUGGUUCCCUUCUUCCCACCAGUGACUAAUGAGGAACUCUUCUUAACCGCAGACCAACUUGGCUACAAUUAUGCCAUUGAUCUGGCAGUGGAAAAUGCUCCAAUUUGGACCACAACCCUCUCAGUGGUCACAGGAACACUGGGAGCUUUCAUCGGUCUCUUGGGGCUGCUGGCUCUCCUUCAAUAUAGAAGGCUCCGCAAAGGAUAUGCACCCUUAAUGGAGACACAUCUAAGCAGCAAGAGAUACACGGAGGAGGCCUAGGGUGCUCUUGUCUUGUCCUAGGGAAAAGGCCGGCCAAGCCAUAAUCCUGACCCAGGCAGUAACUAAAUGUAGCCUCAUUGAUGUGGCUUUAGGUGAAAGUCUCCAGCAUGUGCUCUUUGGGAGUGAUGAUGACCCCCACAUGUGCUCUUCAGUAGUGAUGAUGACCCCCUCCCCCACAGAGAUGUUUGGGUGUAGUUGCUGCUUUGCUUAUUAUACACAGGAGAAGAUGCUUGGGCCUAUCAC